AGCUCUGUGGCCUUCGCUCUGGUCUUACUCUGCAUAACUUGGUGUGUACUCUCUGCAGUGGGAAAAGGAGUGGCCCCGCCCUUUCCCAAGCUAGAGUCCUUUGUUAGACAAAACAGGCAAAUGUCCCAGCUUCUCUGAUAACUCACAGAUUUUCAUGGAUGUGGAUUUGCCUUACGAGGCUUACCGGUUAAUAGUAAAUAUCACUUGCAUUUUGGCUUGUUUGUAAGCCCCAUCAGUAUGGGGACUGGGUAUAAUGUCUGUGGGCCAGUGCAGUGCCAAGGCUUGACACAUAUUUGUUUAACCAAUGAAAGAUUAUGUCUUAUAUUCCUAUUGGUUCUUCUUCAAUAUGAAGCAAAAUAUUAGACAGGUAAGAGAUGUUGGGUGAGCCCCAGUUUACAUAGUGGUUCACAUGCUUUAUGCGGUUACUAAAGUGAAAAACUUAUUUAGGUAUUCAUCUUCUCAAUACCUGUCCCUGGAGAUGCUGGCUGUGCAUAUUAGUGACAGGUAAGGUCCACACGCCAGGUGAAAAAUUGCUCCUGCCUUCCUGACUAUAAAUAAUUUCAGUCCCCAAUUUUUAAUAAGAUCCCAGCACUUAAUCAUUGAAAUUACUCGUGCUGAAAACAUGGUACGUACAUAUUCUUUCUUACUUAACUUUAGCAAAAUGAUCAUAGAACUAAACAAAACACGUUUGCUUUCUCUUUAUUUAAAGUGUAAUGUUGACAGUGUUUCCCAAUACUGGAAAAUGUUUAAUGUCCCCUUGAGUCUGAGAGUUUUCAAGAAAAACAGUUACUUUUUAGAAUGGAGAAUCUGAAGCAUGGACUUUUAUUUAUUUGGAUCAUUUCUCUUUCAAAAGAAGGAUUUUAUGGAACUGACUCAUAAGGGAAUGAUUUUAAAAGCAAGAGAUGACACAGGCUGUCCCAGCAGCCAGUCGGUGUCUCCUGUGAAGACGCCCUCGGACACAGGGAACAGUCCUGUGGGCUUCCCCCCUGGAAGUGAUGAAGACUUUACCAGGAAGAAAUGUACAAUUAGAAUGGUUGGUGAGGGAGGCAUCCAGUCGGCGCGAUAUAAGAAGGAACCCAAGUCAGGCCUUGUAAAGCCAGGUAGCGAAGCCGAUUUCAGCUCCUCCAGCAGCACUGGCAGCAUUUCUGCUCCCGAGGUUCACAUGUCUGCUGCGGGAAGCAAGCGGUCCUCUUCCUCACGCAAUCGAGGUCCCCAUGGGCGGAGUAAUGGAACUUCAUCACACAAGUCGGGCAACAGCCCGCCGUCCCCGAGGGAAAAAGACCUGCUGUCCAUGCUGUGCAGGAGUCAGCUGAGCCCUGUGAACACCCAUCCCAGCUACGCGCCUUCUUCCCCGAGCAGUAGCAACUCGGGCUCCUACAAAGGAAGUGACUGCAGCCCAGUCAUGAGGCGGUCCGGGAGGUAUAUGUCCUGCGGUGAAAACCAUGGCGUCAAGCCCCCGAAUCCCGAGCAGUAUUUGACUCCUCUGCAGCAGAAAGAGGUGACGGUGAGACACCUGAAGACCAGGCUGAAGGAAUCUGAGCGCCGGCUCCAUGAGAGGGAAACGGAAAUUGUGGAGCUGAAGUCCCAGCUGGCCCGGAUGAGGGAAGACUGGAUUGAAGAAGAGUGCCACCGGGUGGAGGCCCAGCUGGCCCUCAAGGAAGCCAGGAAAGAGAUCAAACAGCUCAAGCAGGUCAUCGAAACCAUGAGGAGCAACCUGGCCGAUAAAGAUAAAGGCAUUCAGAAAUACUUCGUGGACAUAAACAUUCAAAACAAGAAGCUGGAGUCCCUCCUGCAGAGCAUGGAGAUGGCGCACAGCGGCUCCCUGCGGGAUGAGCUCUGUCUGGACCUCCCGUGUGAUUCCCCAGAGAAGAGCUUCCCCCGAAACACCACUUUUGACAAGAUGGCAGGGGGGCUGUCGCUGGAAGGGCAGGUCACAGAGGAAGGGGCUUACAGCGAGCUGCUGGUGGGUGAGAGCAUGGCUGAUGCCACAGAUUCGCUGGAUGAGCUGGUGACAGCCACGGCCACCGAGGCUGGCCACCUGGAGCUUCUCCAUUCCCCCACGGGGGCGAAGGUCCUGGAGGGCCUCCCCCUGGUGGUGGGGCCGGAGGAGGGCAUCCUGGCGGUGGAGCGGGCGGUGCAGACCGACGUGGUUCCCUACAGCCCUGCAGUCUCGGAGCUCGUUCAGUAUGUGCUCCAGCUCCAGGACCCCUACCCCUCGAGGUCAGUGUCCCCCGACGAGUCCACCGCCGACUCCACAGGGAGCUUCCUGGAGUCCCUCUCUGCAUUAGUGGUUGAUUUAACCCCAAGGAAUCCAAACUCGGCCAUCCUUUUGUCUCCCGUGGAGACCCCAUACACCACGGUGGAUCCGCAAGCUCACGCAAACCGCCUCAUGCGAGAGCUGGAUUUCGCAGGCACCGCAGAGGAAAGGUUGGACAGCAUCAUCCCGCUGGCCCGGGGGACCGUGGGGCGGCAGUACUGGAGCCACAGUUUCCUGGUGGAUCUCCUGGCUGUGGCUGCCCCCGUGGUCCCCACCGUGCUGUGGGCAUUCAGUACUCAGAGAGGGGGGACAGAUCCCGUCUAUAACAUCGGAGCCUUGCUCCGGGGCUGCUGCGUGGUGGCCCUGCAUUCGCUGCGCCGCACCGCCUUUCAGAUGAAAACCUAGAUAGAAGUGGUUGUUCCCGUGUGCCAAUCUGUCCCGUGUGAUGUGGUGCCAGGUGGAGAAACAGCAGGUCGACCUAGGGCGGUCUCUGUUCUGUUGUGUUGCUCCUCGGUAUUUGAUUUGCACUAUAUUUAGUUGAAGCCUGUUCACUGUCGAGGACCUGAGGUAUCUUCAAAGGCAUGGAGACCUGAUUCAAGUAAAUGUCCCACCCGUGAGGUGUAGAAAGCAUGCUCGUGACCCUGCCGUGUCGUCCGAGGUACCCGUUCUUUCCCUAGUGGUUCAGGAAGAGAAAAUGCAAAGUUUGCACUUUCAAGACAGCUUCUGUAAGGCUGGCAUGUUAUCUCCUUGCUUUGCUUUGUGCCGUUUUCAAAUGUGUGAUAGUUCCAGCAUUCCAAUGGUCUUGUGCACAGCAGGGGACUGUAACCAAAAAUAAACACGUAUUUGUGUCAUUGGGUUGAAGAAGUCUUAACUAGUCCUUUAGUGUCUUACUUGGGGUUGAGCAGAUUUGAGUGUUUGCAGUUUUCUACUAAAUGUAGCUCCAAAGUCUUAAAAUGGCUUGUUUGUUCUUAAACCUGUUAAUUGAUGAAACCGUAUGUAAGUUUACAAUGUAUUAACUUAUUUUUUGCUUAUUAUAUAUAGUGUUUUCUUGGGAACUGUUUGUAACCACACACUUCAGCAUGAUGAAAAUAAAGAUUAGUGUUUCCAGUUAAA
Molecule: messenger RNA, 3370 nt
Organism: Phyllostomus discolor (pale spear-nosed bat)
Lineage: Eukaryota; Metazoa; Chordata; Mammalia; Chiroptera; Phyllostomidae
Gene: SYBU
Product: syntabulin
Exons: 6
Coding region: 815-2662 (615 amino acids)
Biological process (GO): synapse maturation; axonal transport of mitochondrion
Cellular component (GO): vesicle; cytoplasmic microtubule
Source: RefSeq, a predicted model, not a curated record